Molecule: messenger RNA, 2037 nt
Organism: Plasmodium malariae
Lineage: Eukaryota; Apicomplexa; Aconoidasida; Haemosporida; Plasmodiidae
Product: cysteine--tRNA ligase, putative
Exons: 3
Coding region: 1-2037 (678 amino acids)
Biological process (GO): cysteinyl-tRNA aminoacylation
Cellular component (GO): cytoplasm
Molecular function (GO): ATP binding; cysteine-tRNA ligase activity
Source: RefSeq, a predicted model, not a curated record
AUGAAACUGUUUAUUUACAUAUAUUUUACACUUUUUUCCUUUUUAUAUAAAAAAAAUUUCUCUUCUUCCAUAAAAUAUAAUAACAGAAACAUUUUAUCUAAAUUGAGACUUUUUAAGAAAUUUAUUGGUAAAAGAAGAGUGGACACACAAAGGAGGCAGAUGUUUCUUAUUCCUGAAUCGUUGUUUCAUAAAAAGAAUAAUUUCACAAGUAAAUACGUAAUAUUAAGGAAGCUACAUUAUUCCAACAUGGAAACGCAUAAUAAUUUGCCAAAAUGGAAUAUGCCUUCAAAAGAGGGGAAACAUAUAACCAAUUUAUUGGUAAACAAUUCCCUGACCCAUAGCAAAGUCGAAUUCAUUCCUCAAGAGGGUAACAAAAUAAGAUGGUAUGCAUGUGGCCCCACUGUUUAUGAUGCAGCACAUUUAGGACAUGCAAGAACGUACGUAAGCUUCGAUAUCAUUAGAAGAAUUCUAGUAAACUAUUUUAAGUAUGACGUUUUUAUGGUUAUUAACAUAACAGAUAUUGAUGAUAAAAUAAUAAAAAGGAGUGAAGAAGAAAAAGUGAGCUACACAGAAUUAGCUCGAAAAUGGGAAUAUGAAUUUUGGCAAGAUAUGAAAAAUUUGAAUGUGCUUUUACCAACAUCAAUAACUAGGGUUAGUGAGUACGUAAAUGAAAUAAUAUCCUAUAUAGAAAAGAUAAUAGAGAAUAAAUAUGCUUAUGUUAGUGAAGAAGGUAGUGUAUAUUUUGAUAUAGAUGAAUUUAAAAAAAAUCCAAAGCAUUAUUAUGCACGUAUGGAACCUUUAUCUGUUAAGGAUGAAAGUAAAAUUUUAGAAGGAGAAGGAGAUUUAGGAAUAAUUUCCAAAAAAAAAAAAAAUUCAUAUGAUUUUGCAUUAUGGAAAUCAUCUAAACCUAAUGAACCUUAUUGGGAUUGUCCAUGGGGAAAAGGUAGGCCUGGAUGGCAUAUAGAAUGUUCAACAAUGGCAAGUAAUAUCUUAGGAAAAGUUUUAGAUAUACAUAGUGGAGGUAUAGAUUUAAGAUUUCCACAUCAUGAUAAUGAAUUAGCCCAAAGUGAAGCUUUUUUCGAUCAUAGUCAAUGGGUCAAUUAUUUUUUACACUCAGGUCAUUUACAUAUUGAAGGUUUAAAAAUGUCUAAAUCAUUAAAGAAUUUUAUAACAGUUAAAAAUAUGUUAAAAAAAUAUACAUCCAAUCAAAUUCGUAUUCUUUUUCUUCUUAAUAAAUGGGACUCCUUUAUGAAUUAUAGUCCUAAUGGAGAAAGUAUGAUACAAUGUAUAGAAAUAGACAAAUUUUUCUUUAACUUUUUUGCAUUAAUUGAGAUGAAAAUAAAAAAUUAUAAUUUAAAUAACUGUAAUUUGUAUUGGAAUGAUACCGAUUCUAAAUUAAAUAAUUUAUUUAGACAAACCAAAAAUAAAAUUCAUGAAUAUCUCCUUGAUAACUUUAAUACCCCUGAAGCUAUGGUAACAUUACAAAAAUUAAUUACAGAAAUUAAUGUAUAUCUACAAAAUGAAAAAACACAAAUAGGAUUACUCCUAGAACUCAAACAUUAUAUUAAUUUUAUUAUGAACACUUUUGGUCUUGUAUAUGGCGAUACACAUAAAGCAAAAUAUGAAAAGUUAGAUGAGCUUUUACAAGUGUUAGGAUCCUAUAGAAGUAAUAUUAGGACGAACUUGCAAAGUAAUGCAAAAUUGAUCAGAAAAAUUUUAAAAGAUACAAAAGAAAAUGCAAAAAAGGAGCUAGUAGAAGAAAAGGAUACUACUCUACUUACUACACAGAUGUACACUGAUUUUAUAAAUAACGUCAAAGCGAAUAAUGAAUGUUUAUUAAGGGAAUGUGAUAUGCUACGAGAUCAGCAUCUGUUAAAUAUGGGUAUAUUAAUUGAUGACAGACCCAAUAACGAGUUUGUCAUAAAAAUUUUAGACGAUAACCAACUGCAGCAAGAAAAAGCCAAAAGAGAGCAAGAGCUAAAUAAAAAGAAAUUCGCGGAACAAAAGAAAGGAAACCUUGAUGAAAAGAAAGAGUAG